UCUCUCUCUCUCUCUCUCUCUCUCUCUCUCCUUCCAGUCACACACACACACACACUCGGGAGCAGCGCUUUGACGCACCACGCAGAGUUGGAUUAUAGUGUUGCGCGCUGGUCUUCCACGGGGCUUUUUCCCUCUCUCACGUUGCCUGCACCCUCUCCACUCACCGGCCAUUGAUACAUGAUCGGAAUCAAUUGGCACAUGAUCGGAAUCAAGUGAUACAUGAACGGAAUCAAUACCUCGCGCAGCACGGUGACCUCCGCUGAGCUUUUGGGAAACAACCGAGCGCCGCCGCUGAUUCCUCGCCGGACGCGUGUUGUGAAUUAAUAACCAAGACAGCCUCACCUGGAGUGUGUGUGUGGACUGAAGUGUGUCUGCGAGAGAGUGUGUGCGUGUGUUUCUGUGGAUCAGGUCAAGGUUUGAGGUGUUCCACCAGCACACACGCAUAUUUAGACGGCACACACAACAAGCGUAGCGCACACCGGGGAGAUUUGCGCACCGCAUGCCGGGGACAUGUGGAAGUUUGCUCCGCUGUAGCGCAGCGAGAGAGCCGCUCCACCGCCUCGUCGACCUCCCCUCUCCCUGCCCAGGGGGGGACCAAACUCCCGGCUCACAGCGUUCACACGCAGAAACCCCUCCAAGGAGACCCAAAUGUAAAUUCAGCACGAGAAAGCUCACAAACAUACGUGUGAAGCACGGAGGACAGCGAGAAGGAGGACGACAUAGUUCAUAGAGCCAGAGUUUGGUGAGCUCUUUCAGGGAUUUUUUUUAUUAUUUUUAAACGCCCUUGUAUUUCCUCGCUGUUUUUGUGGGUCUCAUAUUGGCCCCCCACUUGCCGCAGUGAUGGUGGGAGCUCUGAGCCCCGUUGGCCCUGGCCGCUCCCCGGCGACUGCUCCAGGGCUGCCGCUGCUGCUGACGGCUGUCCUGGUCCUGGUGCUGUCCAGCGGAGCAGGCGGCCAGCCCUGCCCGACCCAGUGCUCCUGCACCGGCACCACAGUGGACUGUCACGGCCAAGGGCUCCGCAGCGUGCCCAGGAACAUACCCCGCAACACGGAGAGACUGGAUCUGAAUGCAAACAACCUCACUAAGAUCACAAAGACGGAUUUUGCAGGACUGAGGCAUCUGCGAGUGCUGCAGCUAAUGGAGAACAAAAUCUUCACCAUCGAGAGAGGAGCCUUCCAGGACCUGAAGGAGCUGGAGAGACUGCGCCUGAAUCGGAAUAAUCUGGCCAUCUUUCCCGAGCUGCUUUUCCUGGGAACGACGAAGCUCUACAGACUUGAUCUCAGCGAGAACCAGAUCCAGGGGGUCCCAAGGAAAGCCUUCAGGGGAGCUGUGGAGAUCAAGAACCUCCAGUUGGACUACAACCACAUCAGCUGUAUCGAGGAUGGAGCUUUCCGAGCAUUGCGUGACCUGGAAGUGCUCACCCUCAACAACAACAACAUCAGCCGACUGUCUGUGGCCAGUUUCAACCACAUGCCAAAGCUCAGGACCUUUCGCCUGCACUCCAACAACCUGCAGUGUGACUGUCACGUGGCCUGGCUGUCGGAGUGGCUGCGACAACGCCCCCGUCUGGGUCUUUACACGCAAUGCAUGGCCCCCCCACACUUGAGGGGACACAACGUGGCAGAGGUGCAGAAGAAGGAGUUUGUGUGCACAGAUGAAGACGAAGGUCACCAGUCGUCCUCGUCCUCGUCCUGCAGUGUGUUACAGUGCCCGGAGUCGUGCACCUGCAGUAACAACAUCGUGGACUGCAGAGGGAAGGGACUGACAGAAAUACCCACCAACCUGCCUGAAACCAUUACUGAGAUCCGACUGGAGCAGAACGCCAUCAAGGUGAUCCCAGCUGGAGCCUUUUCUUCGUAUAAGAAGCUGCGCAGGAUAGAUUUGAGUAACAACCAGAUAUCGGAGCUGGCCGCGGACGCCUUCCAAGGUCUGCGCUCCCUCAACUCUCUGGUACUAUAUGGGAACAAGAUCACUGAGAUCUCCAAAGGACUGCUUGAGGGACUAUUUUCUCUGCAGCUAUUGUUACUGAAUGCCAAUAAGAUAGCGUGUCUGCGAGUGGAUGCAUUUCAGGACCUCCACAACCUCAAUCUGCUCUCGCUCUAUGACAACAAGCUCCAGACCAUCGCCAAGGGAACUUUCGCCUCGCUAAGAGCCAUUCAAACGCUUCACUUAGCCCAGAACCCGUUCGUCUGUGACUGCCAUCUGAAGUGGCUGGCUGACUACCUGCAGGACAAUCCCAUCGAGACCAGCGGUGCUCGCUGCACCAGCCCGCGGCGGCUCGCCAACAAACGAAUCGGACAAAUCAAGAGCAAGAAGUUCCGCUGCUCAGCUAGAGAACAGUAUUUCAUUCCAGGAGUACACCAUGUCGGCUGUACUGAGGAUUACCGCAGCAAGCUCGGAGGGGACUGCUUCGCCGACUUGGCCUGCCCCGAGAAGUGUCGCUGCGAGGGCACCACGGUCGACUGCUCCAACCAGAAACUCACCAAAAUACCAGAUCACAUUCCCCAGUACACCGCAGAACUGCGCCUCAACAACAAUGAAUUCACUGUGCUGGAGGCGACGGGGAUCUUCAAAAAGUUGCCUCAGUUGAGGAAGAUUAACCUGAGCAAUAACCGUAUCACUGACAUAGAGGAGGGGACAUUUGAAGGAGCCUCAGGGGUGAACGAGCUGAUUCUCACCUCCAACAGACUGGAGAACGUACACCACCGCAUGCUGAAGGGACUGAGUGGCCUCCGCACACUUAUGCUGAGGAGCAAUCGUCUCAGCUGUGUGAGUAACAGCAGCUUCGUGGGGUUGAGCUCGGUGCGUCUCCUGUCGCUCUAUGACAACCAGAUCACCUCUAUGAACCCUGGAGCCUUCGACACACUGCACUCCCUGUCCACGCUAAAUCUUCUGGCCAAUCCCUUCAACUGUAACUGUCACCUGGCUUGGCUCGGCGAUUGGCUGAGGAGGAAACGCAUCGUCACUGGUAACCCUCGCUGCCAGAGCCCUUACUUCCUGAAGGAGAUCCCCAUCCAGGACGUAGCUGUCCAGGACUUUGCCUGUGAAGAUGGUAACGAUGAGAACAGCUGUUCUCCGGUGCUGAGGUGUCCCGCGGAGUGCUCCUGUCUGGACACUGUGGUGCGCUGCAGCAACAAGGGGCUCAGCACGCUGCCCAAAGGCCUCCCCAAAGAGACCACUGAGCUGUACCUGGAUGGUAACCACUUCACUCAGGUUCCUGCGGAGCUCUCCGAAUACAAACACCUAACGCUGAUUGACUUGAGUAACAACCAGAUCAGCACAUUGUCCAACCACAGCCUCAGUAACAUGUCCGAGCUGCUUACCCUAAUCCUCAGCUACAACCGUCUGCGGUGUAUCCCAGUGAGAGCGUUCGAUGGACUCAAGUCUCUACGUCUGCUGUCUCUCCAUGGUAACGACAUAUCACUGAUACCAGAGGGAGCUUUCAAAGACCUGUCAUCACUCUCCCACUUGGCUCUGGGUGCCAACCCUCUGUACUGUGACUGCCACAUGCAGUGGCUGUCAGACUGGGUGAAGAGCGGCUACAAGGAGCCUGGCAUCGCCCGCUGUGCCGGGCCCGGAGACAUGACCGACAAACUGCUGCUCACCACGCCGUCCAAGAAGUUCACCUGCACAGAAGUCCCGGGGCCUUGUGGUUUUCUGGUGCCAGGUCCAGUAGACAUGAGUAUCCAGGCCAAGUGUGAGCCCUGCCUGUCCAACCCCUGCAAGAACGACGGCACCUGCUCCAAUGACCCUGUGCACUAUUACCGCUGCACCUGCCCCUACGGAUUUAAGGGCCAAAACUGUGAGGAGCCCAUUCACGCCUGCAUUGGGAACCCCUGCCAGAAUGGUGGAACCUGCCAUCUGAAGGAAGGAGAAGAGAGUAACUUUUGGUGUGUGUGUCCGGAGGGCUUCGAAGGUGACGCAUGCGAGAUCAACAUCGAUGACUGUGAAGACAACGACUGUGAGAACAACUCCACCUGUGUUGAUGGAAUCAACAACUACACGUGCAUGUGCUCCCCAGAAUACACAGCUGCUACCAAUGAGGUGGAGAGAGGCGAGCUGUGUGAAGAGAAACUGGAUUUCUGUGCUCCGGAGCUGAACCCGUGUCAGCACGACUCAAAGUGCAUUUUGAUCCCACAGGGAUACAAGUGUGAGUGUACUCCGGGCUACGUAGGUGAGAAUUGUGAGCUGGACUUUGACGACUGUGAAGAGAACAAGUGUCAGAACGGAGGUCAGUGCAUUGAUGCCGUCAACGGAUACACCUGCGUCUGUCCAGAGGGCUACAGCGGGUUAUUCUGUGAGUUCUCUCCCCCGAUGGUCCUUCCCCGCACCAGCCCCUGCGACAACCACGAGUGUCUGAACGGGGCGCAGUGCGUCGUCGUGGAAACCGACCCCCGCUGCCAGUGUCUCCAGGGCUAUGAGGGCGAGAGCUGCGAGACGCUCGUCAGUGUCAACUUUGUUAACCGCGAAUCCUACCUGCAGCUUCCCUCCAGUCUCCUCUCACCACAGACCAACAUCAGCCUUCAGAUCGCCACAGAUGAGGACAGCGGCGUGUUAUUGUACAAAGGGGACAAUGACCACAUUGCCAUGGAGCUGUACAGGGGACGCCUGCGGGUCAGCUACGACACCGGGUCCUACCCUCCUUCUGCGAUAUACAGUGUGGAGACAGUGAAUGAUGGCAGUUUUCAUGCGGUGGAAUUAGUAGCAUCAGACCAGACUCUGUCUCUGUCCAUCGACGGUGGGACGCCCAAAUCCAUCAACUCCAUCAGCAAACAAUCCACGCUCAACAUAGACUCUCCACUUUACCUGGGAGGGAUGCCGGAGCGUGCGUCAGCCUCGGGGGGUCUGUCGGCCCUGCAGCACAGCUCAGGUGGACGCAACGGCACCAGCUUCCACGGCUGCCUUCGUAACCUGUACAUAAACGGGAAGCUCCAGGACCUGGGGGCUGGGUUUGGGCCAGGGGCUCCAGGCUCUGGGACAGCACAGAGCACCACCAGUCAGUGGCUGGGCCAAGGAGUGGAGCCAGGCUGCCAGCCGUGCCAGAGAGGUGCCUGUCCCCAGGGUGACUGCCACGCCACAGGUCACCGAGGCUUCACCUGCACGUGCCACCCGGGCUGGACGGGAGCACUAUGUGACCAGCAAGUUAACAACCCCUGUGAUGGCAAUAAGUGUAUCCAUGGCACGUGCCUUCCAAUCAACUCCUACUCGUACUCCUGCCGCUGCCAGCCUGGUUUUGCCGGCGUCCUCUGCGAUGAGCAGGACCAGGACCCUGCUAAUCCCUGCAGUCUGUCUCGCUGCAAACACGGUAAAUGCCGGGUGUCAGGCCUGGGUAAAGCAUACUGCGAGUGUAACAGUGGAUACACAGGAGAGGCGUGCGACAGAGAGGUGGCCUGCCGAGGGGAACGGAUCCGAGAUGUCUACCAGAGACAGCAAGGCUACGCGGCGUGCCAAACCCAGGAGAAGGUCUCCCGUCUAGAGUGUCGGGGCAGCUGCACGGGGGGAGCAGAAGGACAAGGCACCUGCUGCACCCCCCUCCGCAGCAAACGCAGGAAAUACACCUUCCAGUGCACUGACGGCUCGUCUUUUGUCCAGGAAGUGGAGAAAGUGGUCAAGUGCGGCUGUACAAAGUGCCCCUCGUAAAAAAAAAGAAAGAAAGGAAAAAAAGAGACGAUACCCAUGGCAGAUUUCCUCCUCGCCAGAUAUGUUCUGUGUUCCUGCCCGCCUUACUUGACCCCCGUCUCCCGAUUCUUCCAGCCUCUACAGUCCUCCCCCCACCAACCCUGUUUUUUUUUUUAAAAACCCUGAAAAAAGUAAUAAAAAAGAACAAGAGAAAAAAAAAAAAGGUUUCUUUUCUUGUCAGUGCUGGACUGAUGAUUGAUGCUUCCUCGGUGGGGAUGUUGAAUUGUAUUGUAAAGUACAAAAACAGACUUAUUUUUUAUUAUGAAGUGGAGAAAAAGACAAAAAAAACCCCACAAGCAUUGACUUUUUCCUGACACCUUCCUCUUUUCGUUUGGUCACAAUGACUCCGAUGAUGUGCCACACUGCCCCUCCCCCCCGGAGGACUGACCGGUCACUGGCGGCCGACCGCUUCCUGUAGACUUCCUGCUUCCUGUCUGUGAGUCGUGUGUUUUAGGAGUUAACCUUUAUCGGUAGUACCACAGACUCACCACUGAGAGGAGCUGCGUUGCGGCACGGGAGAGGGCGGACGGCGAUAACCCCCCCCCCACCACCACCACCACCAACACAAGAAACCACCACAACAGUCUCCCAUAACAGGCCUCCUGAACCCUCUGAGACUGUGUGCACGACCCUGCACACAGCCGUGCUCAAGCUUGUGGUAUUUUAUACAGCUACUGAACAACACACAAACACAAACACACACACACAUGCAUAUGUCCUCACCCAUAGAAGAGUCACACACGUUUCUUGCCAGGUUAAAUAUACUACUCUGUUUACCGCCCCGCUCCAGUCAUGAAUGACAAGUAUUUAUUGUAUCAUAAAUACCUGUACCUAUUCAGUAGAUCCCCCAUGUAUCAAUCUGAUUCUUUUAAUAUAUAUUAAUUUAUAUUUGUCCUUAUUUUUGUAUUAAAAAGACAUAAUCUGUCAAGAUAGCUGAACUAACAAGAUGGUGUCCUUUAUUUUGGUUGAAGAGAAGUUGUGUUUUUUUUUGUUUGUUUUUUUGAUCGCUGAAACUAUUGUGCUUGCCAGAGACCUUAGUUACAUUUUAAUCUGCAAAUGUGACGUGAAGACAUUGUAUAUUUUUGUCGCGUUUCCUGAGAGUUUGUACUGUGCCAUUGCCAGAAGGUCUUUAUAUUAGAGUAUAAAUGUAUAGAUAAUUUCCCUACCUAUGUAUUUCACACACAGAUCUUGUGCGUAGCAUUGACCCUUAGAGGAUUCUUAGAACUGUUUUUACCUUUUUAACAAAUUUAUGCUUUAAGAAAACUGUGACUUUUUCUAAAUGAAACUACUUUGUUAGCCCCUUGGUCUCCGAUGUUAACAUGUUGCUGCUAAGUUUUUGUACCGUAGACUUGGAUCCUGAUCUGUAUGUUAUAUAGAACCUCCUGCCCCUACUGUGCGGGGGGGCACCUUGUGUAACAGAUAAAUAUGUCCCCCCUCCACCUCUACACAUGUGCAUUGUGCUUUAUAUUCCCUCUCUUCUCCAUCCCCAGACUAAUGUCAGUUCCCUGACUGAUGUUUGUUUAUUAAACACAAUAUUUACCUCA
Molecule: messenger RNA, 7223 nt
Organism: Hippoglossus stenolepis (Pacific halibut)
Lineage: Eukaryota; Metazoa; Chordata; Actinopteri; Pleuronectiformes; Pleuronectidae
Gene: slit2
Product: slit homolog 2 (Drosophila)
Exons: 41
Coding region: 841-5640 (1599 amino acids)
Biological process (GO): negative chemotaxis; retinal ganglion cell axon guidance; negative regulation of cell growth
Molecular function (GO): calcium ion binding; heparin binding; Roundabout binding
Source: RefSeq, a predicted model, not a curated record